UUUGAAUUUGUGUUUGUUGGAUUGAUGGGUGUGGAGUGCCUAUAGUGUUCAGCAUUUUGCAAAUUGAGAUAGGUUUUAAUGAUGUGAUCUAAAUACCUCUUAAUCUGAGUUUGCUGUAGGUAGGUAUCAUGGCUAGGGUUUUCGUCCAGUCUACUAACAUUCCUAGUGUGGUUGCCAGGCCAAAGCUUGGUCAAUUUAAAGGAUCUGAAAAUUCUAGAAAGGCAACAAAGAUGAUGUGUACUUUACGAGCACCUGCAUUGAGAUUGAGCAGUUUCUCAGGACUCCGUAGUGUUAAUGUUUUAGAUAUUAUGGUGAAGCCUGGGCAAGACUUAUAUGCUAAGGUGGGAGAAGCUAUCUCCUCCCGGCAUCGAAAGGCUAGCAGAUGUGUGCCUAAAGCCACGUCGUUUGAUCGCUUCUCAGAAAAGGCAAUAAAAGCGAUUCUGCUUGCACAAGAGGAAACAAUGCGAAUUGGUCACAACUUUGUUGGUACAGAGCACAUACUUUUGGGUCUUGUUGGUGAAGGAACUGGGAUUGCUGCCAAGGUCCUUAAAUCUAUUGGAAUCAAUCUUAAAGGUGCACGCGUUGAAGUGAAAAAGAUCAUUGGAACGGGUCGUGGCUUUGUUGCUAUUGAAAUCCCAUUCACUUCUCGUGCAAAGCGAGUUUUGGAACUGUCACAGGAGGAAGCUCGACAACUGGGCCAUAACUAUAUUGGACCUGAGCACUUGCUUUUGGGACUGCUUCGUGAAGGUGAGGGUGUGGCGGCCUGUGUUCUUAAAAAUUUAGGUGCUGACCCCAGCAACAUUCGCACACAGGUUAUUCGUAUGGUGGGUGAGAGCACAGAAGCUGCUGGUGUUGGAGCUAGACAGGGAACCAGUGGCAACAAAAUGCCAACUCUAGAGGAGUAUGGAACCAAUUUGACCAAGUUAGCAGAGGAGGGAAAGGUGGAUGAACAGGAUCUGUCGCAAAAGGAAACAUGACAAAAAGAAAGGCAAUUAUCAAAAUAAUGGAGAUUUUGAAAUUACGGUUAUUAUGUCGGGGAAGCUUCUUACUGUUCGAGAUUGCAUUUUUUUUUUUUUUGAAUAAAGGGCUGGUGCUGCUGCUCUCAAGCCUCGAGAAUGUCUGUAUAUUAGUGACAAGAAUUACAAUUGGUUUGUGGAUACCGGUGCAAGUUGUCAUGGUACUUCCAAUUUUGAGUUUUUUUCUACAUAGAAAUCAAGUGACUUUGGUAUGUUAAAUAUGGGUAA
Messenger RNA from Rosa rugosa (rugosa rose), 1244 nucleotides. Its product is annotated as chaperone protein ClpC, chloroplastic-like. NCBI's taxonomy places the organism in Eukaryota, Viridiplantae, Streptophyta, Magnoliopsida, Rosales, Rosaceae. The record is from RefSeq and is a predicted model, not a curated record. Bases 129 to 977 code for a protein of 282 amino acids. The transcript has 4 exons.